AUGGAAAUUAAAGCCAAGCUCUCCAAAGUUCACAGUGAAAUCUCACAGAUCAACAUGUUGAUGGAGAAAAAUGAAUCAGGAAUCAGCCAAGUUGGAGACCAAGUAAAGAUUCAAGUCACUAAACUGGAGGCCAGCUCUCCAGAUAUGAAGACGCAGCUCUGUCUUGCAGACAAACAGGACCUCACCCUACAGCAGGAGCAGCAGAGGUCUAGUGGCAAAGAGCAUAUUAGUCUGGUCUCACUUACCGACCUGGUGCUGACAACUGUAGCCAGUCUGAAGGACUCUGACAACGCCAAUGAAGCAGCCACAACAACACUGGCUGCAAUUCUGGAGGACCAUAGGGCUGAGAUGAAGGAGAAGGUGUCAGACAUUGUGGAUGGCAUCUAUCUCCAGAUAAACAACGUCCCAGAGGGCAGUGCCAGGCGGGCAGCUCUCAGGGUGGUGUGUUCACUGGCUGAGGAGUACCCAGAGGAAGUGGUCUCAAGCCUUCUGAGACACUCACUCCCAUGUGACAGCAACGCUGCUGAGCUGUGGAAGGGCCUGUGCAGAAACCUCGAAAUCAACGCCAAAGUUAUGUGGCAGCUGCUCAGAGAGCUGAAACAGAGACCCCAACUCCAGGAGGGCAGCUGCAGCUCUGGUGAUGGAGCCUCCCUCACUCCACUGGCUGCAACCAGAGCCCUGUCUGAGAUGCUUACUAUCUAUGUAUGCAUUGGAGCAAUGCGGGGCUUCUACCCCCAGCUAUUCCUAGCCCUGCUGACUCAAGUUCACUACCUGGUGAACCUGCCGGGCUACAGUGAGGUCACCAGAAGGGAGUGCGGCCAGCAGAACAGGCUCACGACAGCCAACCAUGUGAGCUGUGCAGUGGAAGCUCUGAAGGCCCUGCUGAUCCGAGAUAGAAAAGAAACUGUGUUGCCAUGGAUGGAGAAAGUGGGAGGCUGGGACCUUCUCUCAAGUGCUGAGGGUUACCUGGAAGGGGUCCUUCUGCUGGCUAGAACCAUGGUUACACAUGCAAGCCACCAUCUCUCUGGGCUUCUUGCCAAUACCAUCCCAAAUCUCCGCACUGAGGAUGAAGAGAAAACUUUGACAGCCAUGGCCUUCUUCGCUGGGCUUCUCCGUAGCAAAUCUGUGACCAAGCUAUUGCCAAAACGAACUAUUCUGGGUAGGCUGGAAGAGUGGCGGAUAGAUCCGAGACCCACUGUCCGCUGGCUAAGUCUGCACGGGCUUGGAAACAUGGCACUUCACCGGCAGAAGGUGAAACAGCUCCAGGCUCUCCUUCCCGCCAUCCUGGUGGGUUUGAACGAGACACACGAGAGGCUUGUUAGGGAGGCCAUCACCGCUCUGGGAAGUAUUCUCAGACACCACAGGGACAGGGUGAACAUCAGCUCCAUCUGUGUUCGGAUUGUGAAGACGCUUCGGCCCUUCCUGGAUGACCCCAGAGACAAGGUGCGCUCUUCUGCCAUUGGCCUGUUUGGGAACCUCUUAAGUGGUUUGAACCUAAAGUCUAAAUCCAUCAUGCAGGAGCAAGUCCUCAGCAGCUUGGUGCCGUUGCUCCUCCAUCUGCACGACCAGGACUGGGAGGUGGUUGAGAGCUGUGAGUGGACUUUAGCACGAUGUAAUGACUUCAUGGGAUGGAAAUUGCUGGAGGAGAUAUUCACCAUGGCCCAUUAUGACAAUCAGCAGGCCUUGUGCAAAGUCUGCAAGCACCUGGUUCAGCGAUACUCAGGGAGAGUCCAUGAAUUCCUGUCCCAGAGCCAGCACUAUCUGAAGAGCGGCCAGGCUCCGGUGAGGAGGGUAGCCAGUAUGUUCACAGCUCUCAGUGAUUCGCUGCGUGACCCUGAGCCCUCAGUCUGCAGUGUUGCUUCUGUCUCUAUCCAGCAAGUGAAGCAAGUCUCUGAGAAUCGGGCUGUGACAAGUGUCCUGAUCUCACUGAGGAGGCUAUUCUGCUGCGUGACCAGCCAGAACAGAGAGAAACCUUUGUAUGAGGACAGCCCCUUUAAAAGAAAGAGAUGGCUGGAACUCCAAGAUUCAAAGAUUGCGUGA
Messenger RNA from Emys orbicularis (European pond turtle), 2040 nucleotides. RefSeq names its product maestro heat like repeat family member 6 (gene MROH6). The coding region runs from base 1 to 2040 and encodes 679 amino acids. The transcript is spliced from 13 exons. Gene Ontology annotation, cellular component: cytoplasm. Lineage: Eukaryota; Metazoa; Chordata; Testudines; Emydidae. The record is from RefSeq and is a predicted model, not a curated record.